Molecule: messenger RNA, 843 nt
Organism: Medioppia subpectinata
Lineage: Eukaryota; Metazoa; Arthropoda; Arachnida; Sarcoptiformes; Oppiidae
Source: the annotation of a GenBank genome assembly
AUGUUUCGUUCGCGAGCUUUGAAUACAAGCGCCGAUGCGUUUGACUGCGAGAUCGAGACAUUAGAGUCUUGCGAAGCAAACUUUCUCACAAAUACCGCAAACAUCGCUAAGACUACCACUCAAUCAGAGAUCCUUCAGUCCUGUCAGUCAUUGGAUAAAGACGUGGACUGUUUGCUUGAUUUCCUCAACAAGUGUCCCGAUAUAGAAAAGAGCAGUAGUUUUACUAUACUUUCCUACAUCUAUGACAAGAAUCGAGAUAUUGUGGACACAUGUAAACAGCGGACGGAUGAAUGGCUCGACCCUCACCACCACUCUUACAUUAAUUUGAUAGAAACCAAUUCUGGGAUUUGUAUUCAAGCGAAAGAUAUUAAAGAAUGCGACCAACAAUUUGGUGACUUUGAUGUCGGACGAGAUGUUGUUCACAACGUUAUGGAAUGCAAUCAAUACAAUGCCUACAGAAAGUGCAUUAUAACGAUUGUCGAUAAAAGUCAGUGCAAACCACACGUUAAGAAGUUUGCCAUUCAAUACUUGGAAUCACGCGUAAAGUUUGCAAUCAAUUGUCAAACUUAUGCUAAGAUUUUUGACGAAAGUAAAGCAAAGGACAAGGUUUUAGUGGAGUCGGAGAUGCAAUCGGCGGUCGACGUUAUCCUCGAGACUCAGUGUAAACGCAAAGCUAAUCCACUGAUGCGUGUCUGCACUCAACAUGCGGAAAGGAUGAGGCGCUCAGAGUAUCGCCUAUUUUUGAAACAUUACGUCAAGUCUCGGCUCCUCAUGGAUGUGAUCCCUAUGAAUAUGGCUCACCUUCUUGUGAACCUAUCCUCACCUCUGGUGCCAACAGUUUAA